This is a messenger RNA of Ochotona curzoniae (black-lipped pika), 6317 nucleotides long. RefSeq names its product ubiquitin specific peptidase 13 (gene USP13). NCBI's taxonomy places the organism in Eukaryota, Metazoa, Chordata, Mammalia, Lagomorpha, Ochotonidae. Gene Ontology annotation, biological process: protein deubiquitination. Gene Ontology annotation, molecular function: cysteine-type deubiquitinase activity; zinc ion binding; protein binding. The transcript has 21 exons. The record is from RefSeq and is a predicted model, not a curated record. The coding region runs from base 76 to 2667 and encodes 863 amino acids.
GGCGCCGCCGCCGCGCUCCGGCUCCGACUCCGGCUCCGACUCCGACUCUGGGUCGGUUCGGUGCGCGCCGCGGCCAUGCAGCGCCGGGGCGCCCUGUUCAGCAUGCCGGGCGGUAGCGGUGGCAGGAAGAUGGCUGCAGGAGACAUCGGCGAGCUGCUCGUGCCGCUCAUGCCCACGAUUCGAGUACCCCGCUCCGGGGACCGGGUUUACAAGAACGAGUGCGCCUUCUCCUACGACUCCCCUAAUUCUGAAGGUGGACUCUAUGUCUGCAUGAACACCUUUUUGGCCUUUGGAAGGGAACAUGUUGAAAGACAUUUUCGAAAAACUGGACAGAGUGUAUACAUGCACCUGAAAAGACAUGUGCGAGAGAAGGUAAGAGGGGCAUCUGGUGGUGCUUUACCAAAAAGGAGGAAUUCCAAGAUAUUUUUAGAUCUGGAUACUGAUGAUGAUUUAAAUAGCGACGAUUAUGAGUAUGAAGAUGAAGCCAAACUUGUCAUAUUCCCAGACCACUAUGAAAUCGCACUGCCCAAUAUUGAGGAGUUGCCAGCCCUGGUAACAAUUGCAUGUGAUGCAGUUCUCAGCUCAAAAUCUCCAUAUAGAAAACAGGACCCAGACACAUGGGAAAAUGAAUUGCCAAUAUCUAAAUAUGCCAAUAAUCUCACCCAACUGGACAAUGGAGUUAGGAUUCCUCCAAGUGGUUGGAAGUGUGCCAGGUGUGACCUGCGGGAGAAUCUCUGGUUGAAUUUGACUGAUGGCUCCAUCCUGUGUGGAAAGUGGUUCUUUGACAGCUCCGGGGGUAACGGGCACGCGCUGGAACAUUACAGAGACAUGGGCUACCCUCUGGCAGUGAAGCUGGGAACCAUCACUCCUGAUGGGGCAGAUGUUUAUUCAUUUCAAGAAGAGGAGCCCGUGUUGGAUCCUCACUUGGCCAAGCACUUAGCGCAUUUUGGAAUCGACAUGCUGCACAUGCAUGGGACAGAGAAUGGGCUCCGGGACAAUGACAUCAAGCCCAGGGUGAGCGAGUGGGAAGUGAUUCAAGAGUCGGGCACGAAGCUGAAGCCCAUGUACGGCCCCGGGUACACGGGUCUCAAGAACCUGGGCAACAGCUGCUACCUCAGCUCCGUCAUGCAGGCCAUCUUCAGCAUCCCAGAGUUCCAGAGAGCGUAUGUAGGAAACCUUCCCAGAAUAUUUGACUACUCACCUUUAGAUCCAACACAAGAUUUCAAUACACAGAUGACUAAGUUAGGACACGGCCUCCUUUCAGGCCAGUAUUCAAAGCCUCCAGUGAAAUCUGAACUCAUUGAGCAGGUGAUGAAGGAGGAGCACAAGCCUCAUCAGAAUGGGAUCUCUCCACGCAUGUUUAAGGCCUUUGUAAGCAAGAGCCACCCAGAAUUCUCCUCCAACAGACAGCAAGAUGCCCAGGAGUUUUUCUUGCACCUGGUGAAUCUCGUGGAGAGGAACCGCAUCGGCUCAGAAAACCCAAGUGAUGUUUUUCGGUUUCUGGUGGAAGAACGUAUCCAGUGCUGUCAGACCCGAAAAGUCCGCUACACAGAGAGGGUGGACUACCUGAUGCAGCUCCCUGUGGCCAUGGAAGCAGCGACCAACAAGGAUGAACUGAUUGCCUAUGAAUUAACAAGAAGGGAAGCAGAAGCGAACAGAAGGCCCCUUCCGGAGCUGGUGCGAGCCAAGAUACCAUUUAGUGCCUGCCUUCAGGCCUUUUCUGAACCCGACAAUGUUGAUGAUUUCUGGAGCAGCGCCCUGCAAGCCAAGUCUGCGGGUGUAAAAACAUCUCGCUUUGCCUCAUUCCCUGAAUACUUGGUAGUGCAGAUAAAGAAGUUCACUUUUGGUCUUGACUGGGUUCCCAAAAAAUUUGAUGUUUCCAUUGACAUGCCGGACCUGCUUGAUAUCAACCAUCUCCGAGCAAGGGGGCUCCAGCCAGGAGAGGAAGAACUUCCAGACAUCAGCCCUCCAAUAGUCAUCCCUGAUGACUCAAAAGAUCGCCUGAUGAACCAGUUGAUAGAUCCAUCAGACAUUGAUGAGUCGUCGGUGAUGCAGCUGGCUGAGAUGGGCUUCCCUCUAGAGGCGUGUCGGAAGGCUGUGUACUUUACUGGAAAUAUGGGAGCUGAGGUGGCCUUCAACUGGAUCAUUGUUCACAUGGAAGAACCAGAUUUUGCAGAACCACUGACAAUGCCUGGUUAUGGAGGGGCAGCUUCUGCUGGAGCCUCUGUUUUUGGUGCUACUGGGUUGGAUAACCAACCGCCAGAGGAAAUUGUAGCUAUCAUCACCUCCAUGGGAUUCCAGCGAAGUCAGGCCAUUCAGGCACUACGAGCAACGAGUAAUAACCUAGAAAGAGCGCUGGAUUGGAUCUUCAGCCACCCAGAGUUUGAAGAGGACAGUGACUUUGUGAUUGAGAUGGAGAAUAAUGCCAAUGCAAACAUUAUUUCUGAGGCCAAGCCUGAAGGACCCAGAGUUAAAGAUGGAUCUGGAAUGUAUGAAUUAUUUGCAUUCAUCAGUCACAUGGGAACAUCUACAAUGAGUGGCCAUUAUGUUUGCCAUAUCAAAAAAGAAGGAAGAUGGGUGAUCUACAAUGACCACAAAGUUUGUGCCUCUGAAAGGCCCCCUAAAGACCUGGGCUACAUGUAUUUUUACCGCAGAAUACCCAGCUAAAUCUCGGACAUACAAUUUGGCGAGAAGAAGCCAUAUACCUUUUUAAUUUGCCAAGGGGGAAGAAAAAAAAGAGAUUGGGACAACCAGAUAUGAAGGAAAUGAAGGAAUACAUGGGGUAUUUAUAACUUACUAAAAGAGCAAGAUCAUUUGACACCUCCUGAAAUACAACUGGGAAGAAAGUUCUAUUAGUGACAAUACAUUGUUGUAGAUAGUUUUUAUAAAUGUUCAAGGAGGGGAGGAUAUUAAAAAAAAAAGUAUUCUUGUUGCUGGUGAGGCAUCUUCCAUUGGCAAACUCUAAGUGGCCCCAUGGUCCCAGCCCUCGAUCUUGCUUUGGGACCCAGUAGCAGUGGUUUUCAGAAAAAUCAGUAUGGUAGGUGGUGUGGCCUCACCCACAGUACGAAAAAAGCCCACUUUUGUUUCCUAAAGAAAAUCGGUAACUGGGCUGGGCUUUUUGUGACUUUUUUUUUCAUUGCACACAGUAAUUUCGAUCUACCCUUGUAUAAUAGAGCUUUGGCAAUGAGAGGUAUUUUUAAUUUAAAUCAUAUCAAACUUCAUGAUACAGUUGUGUGAGUGUAUGUGUGAAUGAGUCCGGAUGAGUGUGUGAGACCUAUGUAGUUCCCUAGAAAAUCUGUGAGGAGUUGACUUUGAAAGGCUAAAUAGUUGGUGUUCGACAUAUCUAGAAAAGGCAAGUAAAUAUUUUAACAAAACUACAACUCAGGAACAGUUUAAAAAAUUAGUUCCCCACCUAGAAUUUGAAGGAGUGAUGAGGGUUGCAUUAUGCCUGGUAUUGCUAUCAAGGGCUGGCCUGGUGCGAGGCCAGAAGUCCAUAGCAGUGCAGCAUGGUAUUCUGUCAAAGGUAGACGCGCUGCACUUUUCAGCAGCCCUUUCUCAAAAAGUAGAAGGUUUGAUUUUAGUGAGAGGAGCUCAGCUCUUCUUGCCUUAGCACAUGAGGACUGCUUGGAGUCAUGGUCAACGCCUACAUUUGUCUGUAGUCUUCCCAGAGCUGAACUCUGUGCUGGCUUUUCACCUCCUGGCCUGCCUUGACUGCUUCUCUGCCUCUGGCCAACAGUUGGAUCUUGGACUCUUUAAGGAGUUCAGCUGCAAAGAAACAUAUGCAGCAUUAUGAAGGAGCAUCCUUUCUAUUUCGGUUAUCUGGUUAUUUUAGUCUUACAAUUUGAGAUUAGAUCAGGAUUUCAAAUGAGAUGAUAAGUACAGCCAUAACAUUCUCUGACUUUCCCACUGUUCUACUCCAGAUUCCAGAAUCUCUGGAAGCUCUAUUUUAGAUGAUUCAGACAAAUGGAAAAGGAUUUAUUUCUGUCUGUCUAGCAUAUAUUUGGUUGAAAGGAUCUUUCUAGAAACUGUAGGAAAAUAACAGAACCAAUGGCUGAAUUAAAGCAAGACACUGGAUUAAUAUGUGGUGAAUUGUAAAUAAUCAGGGCUCUGGGCCCCUGUCACAAUAGUUUUCCUAUAUCAUGUUUGUGGGGCCUCUGGCCUAGAGACCUGGGUGCUGCCCCUUGGGAAAACCUCGUAUCCUCCUUGUGCCUCAUUUUUUUUUCCCCAUCUGUACAAUGGUGUGAUAACACGAGCCCUCUCUUCCCAAUUGUGCUUUGAAGCUGCAGUGAGAUUUGACACAACAAGCCCUCCAGGAGCAGGAGGUGGUGUGCGCUGGUGGAUUCCAGUAGAGCAUGCUCCUUGUCUUCUCCCAUCUGAUAUGUUCUUCCAUUGGAGACAAGUGAGAUGGGCAGAAGCGAGGAGCUCAUGGUGCAGUCAAUCUCUACUCCACUGUGCCCACGGUGUCACCGUCUCCUGUUACCUGGGGAUUCUGAAGCAGUCUUGCUCUGUAACGGGAAUCCCUGGCUCCGGGGGGAAUCCCCAUGUUAAGCAGCCUUACAAAUUCUAGUCCAUUUGGGCUGAGUAUCAUAGAACAAAGACUCUGAAUACAUAUCAAAAAUGGUUUGUUUUCAGUGAUGUUAGGAGACAAAGGCCUUUUUUGAGGGGGAGGGAAGGGUGGUUGGGGACUUGGAUUGAAACUUGGAAAAAGAUAGCAUGUGUAUUUUGAACAAAAAUUUUUAAGGAAACCUCACUGUAAAAUCAGUACGUAAGAUGAUAUACUACAAAUUAUUUAAUUUCCCUAAGUAGAAAAGGAAAUGUAGCCCUUCUAAUGCCUGCACAUAUUAUAAGAAAAAGAUUUUGGCUGCCUUUUUUUCUGCCUCACAAAACAAAGGGCUAUUUCUACAAGGCUCAACUUGUCCAUGUGAGAGUCUAUUUCAUAUUGAGAGUUGGGGAAAAAACUGGAGCAAACACCUGGUUUCUUUCUUGCUUAACAAUGUGUUUGUGUAUCAUCAUAUAAGCAGAUUUCCCUGGAAUAAACGUCUGGAAUGUUUUGCUUCAUUUUAUAUACAUGUGUGUAGUUGAGAUCAUUUGUGACUGAAAACUGGAUUACUGUGUGGAUUGUCAUCCGACGAUCAGCCCAUUAGGAGUUCCUGCCAAAAGGCGUGAUGGUAAAAUUGUGAAGUCCUCACUGUGUGUAGGUGUCUGCGUGAGAGACAGCAGUUUCUUCUUGUACAUAUCUUUUGGUAUCCAUUUGUAGAAUCCCAAUGAAUGUGUCUCUGAAAAAUGUGAUGUAUCAAAGUUUUUAUUUUGUCAACUGACCUGAAUAUCCAUGUAAACAAUUCUGAAAUGCUCCUUGGUUCAUUGUCUCUCUCAAGAAUAACAACAACAGACAAUCUAUGUGAAACACCCUCUUAGAAAAGCCUCAACACAGCCUUCAGGUGCAUCUAUAACUUUUAGCAGGAUAUCUGCACUUUCUCAAUCAGUGGCAGCGUGUAAGUGCUGAUAGAGUUGUCUGUUUCGGCAGGAAUGUCCUGUGCAUCAGACAGAGAAGGCUGUUGUGAAGUCCCAUCAUCACUACAGGCUAUCUGUGGGGAGCAGGCAGGGAGCAGAGCAGGACUGGAAGGUGGAAUUAGAGAAAAUGUGAUUUUGCCUUUUACUUGAGAUCAAAAACCUGAGCUUACAGAACAAGGUUCUGUGCUCUUUGGUUGGUACACACGUUUCAUGCAGUGUCAAGGAAAUGUCCUAUUUAGUAACUCAUUCUGCAAAAAUUUGCCCAAAAGUCUAUAGAUUUGUGCUAUUCAGUGUGGUAGUUAAUAACCACAUGUGACGAAUGACCGCUGGACAUGGAGCCUGUCCAUAUUUUACAUGCAAAAUAUGCCACAUCUUAGCGAUAUGGCACCUUAAAAAGCAUAAAAUAACUCACAGUAUUUUAUAUUGAUUUUAUAUUAUAUUUUAUAUUGAUUACAAGCUGGAAUUAAAUCAUUUUGGACUAAUAAUUGGCUAAAAUAUGAAUACAUUUAAUAAAUGUUAAAAUUAUUUUAUUAUUAUUAAAUUAUUUUAUUAUUUUUGUUUUUUCUAAUGUGACUACUAAAAAGCAUUAAAUUGGGCACGUGUCUAACACUGCAUUCUUAUUGGGUGGUACUGCUGGUGGAUUUACAUGAUGUGGAUAAGGCAGUGGAUGGGAAUGAAAUUCUAUGAUGCAUCCAAAUAAGCAGAAGGAACACAAAUAGUUUUACAGGAGUCAGAAUGCUGUAUUGCACAGAAUUUCUCUUAGAAAGCCAGUCUGUGAACUAAAAACCGGUAUAUAAGAUCUCAAU